This is a messenger RNA of Mya arenaria, 2597 nucleotides long. RefSeq lists its product as uncharacterized. NCBI's taxonomy places the organism in Eukaryota, Metazoa, Mollusca, Bivalvia, Myida, Myidae. Bases 663 to 1049 code for a protein of 128 amino acids. The record is from RefSeq and is a predicted model, not a curated record. The transcript has 2 exons.
UGGAAAUUUACUCUACUGUAUUAAACUCAUAAAGAUUCAAAUUGAUACGACAUAUACAGUCGAUACCCUUUACGGAACUAAUAAUACGUUUAAUUAAACAAACUACAAUACGGCGAACAAAGGAAUUGUUCUAGGGUUGCACAUGUUAGAGGUUUGCGCACUUGCAAAGUCUCAGGACGACCAUACAUGCAGUAACCUGAGUCCCCUCGAUUUACAGCUCUGAUGCUGAGGGGACGGACCAUGCGGACCAAGGAAAACAAUGUUCUUGUUCCUAGGACAUCGUGCAUCAAUGCAUGGAAACACAUCGGUCAACAUUGUAAGAAUGCAGCCAGGAAUGUGUGAGUGUACGAGCACAAUCAGACGAAAAUUGUUGUAAGUCGGAUGCGUGUGAACUGUCAGCUUGUAAACAUAACAUUAGGCGAUGUUGUCUGGACUGAGUGUCAUCCCUUUAUGUUAUUCUAAAUGGCUUUUGAAUUUGUACAAAGUGAAAAACAAAUAUGACAGUUUGAAAUAUAAUGGCUUUUAAUUACGUGAUGUAUUAGCGAUGACAUUUUCAUAUCAUUUUAAUAGAAUCAUAAUCACAUAUAUCUUGUUACGUUGACUUGUUCAUAAAACAUUGGAUAUCUUGCUGUGACAUUUCAUGGACGGUACCUUUCUUCCAAAUGGAACUUUCUGAUCUUCUUGUCACUGUGUUGAUAUUACAGAUCUCUCUUUGUACAGGCAUUUCCGUGAGCACGAACGGAGGGAUGGACCGCCUCAUCCAGCUCCAGUUGCUGCAGUACACCCAGGGCAGCACGCUCGUGGACGGCCUCGUGCUCGCCGGCACCAUCGUGGAGGGCGGGCCUGUCUACGGGCGCGAUCGAAAGAUCCUUGGCGGCCAGAGUGUUCAUCCAGGACUUGCGUUUGUGGAUUUUGGAUUCCAAUUAGACAAGUGUCCUCCUCGAACGUUCGGUUACCAGUGCAAGAGCUGGGUUCCAGUCGAGUGCGAAGUAAACAGACACCUUGUGUACCGGGGGAAAUUGUGCACGUGCAAAGUGAACGUGUGCUAACUGACAGUGCUGAAUACCGGAUAGUGUACACUAUAUUUCUACAACUUUUUUGUUGUGUUCAAUCUAAAAUGUGCUUGUGUUAUUGCAAUCGAGUAUUGUUAAGUUAAAUAGUAAAACAAUAUUGACAUGUGAUUAUGCGUACGAUCUGACAAUUGGCAAUUAUCAAAAGUGCUGUGUAACGAUGGUUUUUUGGAAGAAUGAUUUUUUGAUGAUGGGGGGGGGAUCUUCGUACUUAUAAUUUAGCAUGGUACUGUAAUUGUAAGUACACAUGUAGUAUCAAACACUCGUACGAGUUUUAAUACCUUCAAAUCAUGUAUCGCUCCAUAUCUGACGAAGAUAUUUAAUAACACAUUCCCAACUGAAAUUGUGUCUGUCCUAAGGCAAGAUGUAAACGGGUUAUUGUCCCUGUUUUCACAAACAGGAGACCGUCCAGAUCCUUCUUAUCUUAGGUGAAUAACUUUUGUUCAUCGAGUUGCCAUAUUUGUUUCAUUUCUUUGAGCGCUAGAAUUAGUAAAAGUGCAUAAAUAAUAACGAAUACAAUGAAUUACAGUUUGGAUUUAGUAAAUAUUGUAUUAACUCUGAUUUUAUUUUUUAUCCUACAUGAUUCUACCAUUUUGAGGAGAAUUAAAUUGGAUUUACAUUCGUUGAUUUUGAAAAAGCGUUUAGCAUUGUAAGUAAGAAUUAAUUUGUGGAUUAAAUUAGUCGAAUCUGCUGUGAGCUCACAUAUGAUAAGUUUAGUUUAUAUUUAAGAAACAGUUAGGUUUUCAGGAUUGAGGCUUUACUAUUUCCAGCUACAUUGAAUAGAUUUCUCGUUGAAGUGGACACUAUGAGAGACUUUAGCAUAUUUAUAGAAGACCUUAACAAUCUUUUUCUAUUGAUGCUCUAUCCAUAUUCCAGAAUAAGAGUCUGUUGAUGAUAUUUGACAUUAUUCACCAUUGUUAGUUAACAACAUCAGCUCCUCUACAUGAAUGCAAGAAUAUUAUGAUUAAAAGAUUAUACCAACAUGAAAUUCAAUAUUGAAUUGUCAAUGUCGUGCCAGCACGGCAUUCUUUUUUAAUUGUUGAAUGUCGAAUGUGAUAUGUUUUUCAAACUUCACACAACUGCAACACAAGUCAUGUCAGUACGGGCAAAAACACUUAUAUCUCGGGCAAGUAUGUGAUAAUGCUAUCGGUGACGUCGGAAAAUGAUUCGUGUGGAGGAUUUGAAUAAGAGAUAAUUAAACAAAAACAAAAAAAACUCAUUGCCUGAAAUGAACAUGCUACUUUUUGCAAUAUGAUUUUUAUUAAUGGAAUGUUUAAAUUCUGAAAAGAAGGACCAUGCGUGCGUGUAAAAUAUAUAGGAAUUAACGUUGAUGUGUGCCUUUGAAGCAGUAUUACAUCAUCGGGCGCAGGUUUGUGGGCUUCACUCACCAUAAUUUAACAAUAUGUUUACAUGUUUUGUUUCAAAAAGCAUGCUUGUUACGAUAAAAAAAAAAUGUUGUACCCUUGUCUAUUCUUGGGUUUCAACGCUAAUUGUUAUACCUUGCUCGUAAUUUUAAUCUGUAAAAGA